AUUGUGUAGAAAAGAAAGAGCAAAAAUUAUCUUGUAAUUUUUUGUGUACCAAUUUUACAAAAUUUAAGAUAACUUUCAUUUACCUAAAGUAAUAUUGCAAGAAACUCAAGUGUAAGCAAUUUAAAACAUAGGCGAUCAAAAAUUUUUUGUGAAUAAAGGAACAAAGUUGAUAGCAGCAUCGGAAAAACACACGAAGCAGGAAGUCAUGGCAAAUAAUUAUUUGCAGCCAGUGCAUAAUCAUUUUGAUCUAAAUUCCGCUGACCUAGAAGAUGUCGAUGAUGAUAUUUUUUUGAAUAACUCGCGAACAAAUACCAGUUUAUCUGGACGUGGCAGUGGAGUUGGUGGCGCCGUGGGUGGGCAUAGCACCAACCCAUUCGAUGAGCCACAACAGAUUUAUGCCGAGAGGCGCAGGGAGAUUGAAGCACGCUCGCUGGAGUCUACGCAACGUAGUUUAGGCUUGCUAUAUGAAACGGAAGACGUUGGUAAAGCGACCGCAGUUGAAUUGGCCAAACAACGCGAACAGUUAGAGAAUACAUCACGACAGUUGGACGAAAUCAAUUCAACAUUACGCUUCAGUCAACGUCAUUUAAAUGGGUUAAAAAGCGUAUUUGGUGGACUAAAGAAUUAUUUAUCUGGUAAUCGAGACGUGCCACCGUCACGUUCACCUAGCGAGCAGGGUUGUGAUGCUCAGUCGACGCAACAACAACAUUCGCAAGAAAAUGCCGCCAAUAAUAGCAUAUCACCAAGAGUUAUGUCUCCUACGGAACGCUACGACAAUCAUCCAAUCAGUCGCAUUCGCGAUGAUUCCACUGCAUAUAAACAACGAGAACAGGUACAAGCACAGCGGCGCAAUAAUCCGUUCGAAACGCAAUUGGAAGCAAAUUUAGAGGAAAUGUGCGAUAAUUUGUCGCGCUUGAAAUGCCUGGCUACUGAUUUGGGUGGUGAAAUCGAAUCGCAAAACGAAUUGCUGGACAACAUGAAUUAUAAGGUCGAAGAUGUUGAUCUGAAAAUGAAUAAGCAAAAUAAGGAAAUGUACAAAUUGCUAGGUAAAAAGUGAGCGACGGCAAGGAGCGUUAAUAUGGAUGAACAGCUAAUUAUGCUAAGCGAAUAUAGUAAAUUUUUUGUUAAUAAAAUUUAUAUUUACGUAAUAGACGCAUACAUUAUAUAUUUAACUCACGCAUAUUCUAGUUUUUUAAGUAUAUUUUGCUGUAAAUGAGUAAAAUUAUAGUUUAAUCGAUACAUACAUACACAUAGAUACCUAAAAUUUUGUACUGAGUUCCUGUUCAACUUUUUUCUUUUAAGCAUUCCCCGUUGUAUAAUGGAUUUUAUAGUCUCUUUAAAAAUUUAUAGAUUGUGCAAAAUGUUUUAAUAAAAUGAAUUACGAAAUUUGAAAA
Molecule: messenger RNA, 1394 nt
Organism: Anastrepha obliqua
Lineage: Eukaryota; Metazoa; Arthropoda; Insecta; Diptera; Tephritidae
Gene: Snap29
Product: synaptosomal-associated protein 29
Exons: 2
Coding region: 206-1057 (283 amino acids)
Biological process (GO): synaptic vesicle fusion to presynaptic active zone membrane; synaptic vesicle priming; exocytosis
Cellular component (GO): plasma membrane; SNARE complex
Molecular function (GO): SNAP receptor activity; syntaxin binding
Source: RefSeq, a predicted model, not a curated record